AUGGUCAUCAUGGACCGCCGCCCGUCGGGGAAGGCGGCGGUGCUGUCAUUCCCGGAGACGGAGCGCCUCAGCAGCGCCAACCUCAUGGCCGUGCCCAUGUACCUCCAGCACGGGUUCACGAGCAUCUGCACGGCGUCGGCGCUCGCGGAGACGGGCGCGCUGCGCUACAUGAUGGAGCACGAGCGCUGGAGCCUGCGGAGCCUCUGCGAGGGCCUCAAGCUCCAGCCGGGCUACACGAAGAGCUGUGUCCACCUGCUCGUGUCCCUCGACCUGCUCGUCGACGAGGGCGGCGGCGGCUACCGGCGGGGCCGCGACUUCGACGACUUCGUGCGGCUGCCCUUCGAGUCCAUCGAGAAGUACCUCAGCUACGACUUCGCCAAGGUCUUCGACCAGAACGUCAACGCCUUCUUCGCCCAGAUCGACCUCACGGGCCCGAAGCUGCCGCGGGUCCAGCUGCUCCUCGAGAGCUUCUACCUCGCGCCCAUCGUCAUCUACCUCCGCAUGUACGUCCAGGGCACGUCCGAGGCCUUCAAGACGACGCACCUGCGCCUGGACGAGUCGUCGCUGGGCCCCAGCGUCCUCGCCAUCUUCCAGGGCCUGGGCUGGUGCGCGGACAACACGUCGAAGCUCACGUACAUGGGCAUGUACGUGCUCUCGACAGCGCUGAACGCGGGCGUGCCCAUCUCCUACUAUCCCAUGUUCCAGGAGCUGCCGAAGAUCCUCAUGGGCGACGGGUCCAUCUUCGCGGCCCAGGAGGCCGACGGCCACGAGGUCCACGUCGACCGCGUGCUCAACGUCAUCGCGUCGGGCGCGCAGCACAAGCGCUUCUUCGAGCACAUGUGCAACGGCGUCUUCAAUCGCGUCUUCGACGACCAGCCCCUCGAGGACCAGCCCGCGGCCGUGGCGGACAUGGGCUGCGGCGACGGGCGCUUGUUGCUGACGCUCUACGA
This is a messenger RNA of Aureococcus anophagefferens, 950 nucleotides long. RefSeq lists its product as hypothetical. The transcript has a single exon. The annotation marks the transcript as partial. Lineage: Eukaryota; Pelagophyceae; Pelagomonadales; Pelagomonadaceae. The record is from RefSeq and is a predicted model, not a curated record.